AUGCGGGUGUGGGACGGGUCCGGGCCACAGCAAUUUGGCUAUCUGGGCACGGGCACAUCCACGGUUAUCCACCCGAAAUGGAAGCAGGUUUGGCUCUCCUUGUUCCCCGCCAGUCGCAGUGGAAUGGGUCGGUUGGAGAUCCAGGUCAUGGGAGAGUCGAAGGGAGGGGUGAGGAAACACCAUGCUCCCCAACUGGACAGGAAACUGAAGGUGGUCCGACUGUCAGACAUCCUCAGUGUCUUCAGAUUGCCUCCACAAGCAGAGGCCUGCCCCAAGGAGAACAUGGCGGCGUUCUGCGUGGAGACUGAAGAAAGAACGUGCAUCUUCGCCACAGUUAAAGACGAGUGUGCAGACUGGGUGGAGAGGAUAUGUGACGUCGCUUUUCAGAGGGGCAGUGUUUAUGGUUUAAAGUCUCAGCUGCAGAUGGAGGAGAAUGAGAUCUAUGCCUUGACGGAUGAAGUGUGCGAGUUCUCAGUGGUGGUGCAACCCACCGAGGCAGCAGUACGCUGUGGCCUGCAGGGGGCGUACUGGCUACAGGUGGGACGGGACGGCCUGGUUCUCAGAGAAGUAAACAAGAAGAGGGCCAGUGUCUGGGGCUGGCCCUACAGGCUACUGAGAAGAUAUGGAAAAGAUGAGCUUUCCUUAUCCAUUGAGGCUGGGAGACGCUGCCAGUCUGGUCCGGGAACGUUCACCUUUGAGACAGUGCAGGCUGGCAAGAUUUUCUCCAUUAUCGAGAAUGCGAUCAAACAAGAGAGGGCUUCAGUGGUCACAACAGGACACCACCCCGCUGUCACUAUAAGCAACAAAACUGAAGAUGGUGAGAGGGUUGUGGCUGGCAGAACUGCCCAUUCCCCUCUGCCCAAACUACCCGACAUGAACAGUAUGGCUUCCAUUCUAGCAAAAAAGAAACCUGCUGACUUCUCUCAGUCGACAGAUUUGAAUGGUCAGUCAGAGUGUCUGUAUGCCGAGCCAGCAGAUUCAACUGUUUUACUGUUGCAGGGUCAAAGUGUGUAUUCUCAGCCUGCAGACAGGAUUUCUUCUGAUAAAAGUCCUGCUCCAAUUUCCCUGCUGCCUCUCCCAGAAGUCCCCUCACAUUUCACCUGCCCCGUGAUUCAGGCUGCUGCUCGCCAGUCAGAACCCUUAUAUGCUGAUCCAGUAGACUGUGUCCGCUCAUUGCCGAAGCCGGUACAUAAAGUGACCACCAGCUUGUACGUGGACCCUGCAAGCGUUCUUCCCCUAAAACCUCCAUCUUCUGCCAUCUCAACUCUUCCUCCUCUUCACGCCUCUGCUACUCCUGCCAGUUUCGAUCUGCUAGAUCCAGUCUACUCAGAGGUAUUUGACAAAGUCACUCCAACCAGAAAUAAACAGAAGCUGAUUCAGGACCAAAAGACGUCGGGAAAGUGUUUUGCCAAUGAAGAACCUAUUUAUGCUGAGCCCAUGAGAGAGACGACGAAAGAGAAAAGUGAAAAUGCCACCAAACCAGACCCCUUUGCUCACCUUUACGCAAAAGUCUGCAAACCGACAAACUCCUCCUUGUCUUCCUCCACGUCUACCUUCUCUGAAACUGACUCGUUCCCCUCCUCCUCCUCCUCCUCAUCAUCUGAUACUCCCUCGCUUUCGCCUUCCACCUCUUCCACUAUCACUGCUUAA
Lampris incognitus (smalleye Pacific opah) is the source of this 1650-nucleotide messenger RNA. Its product is annotated as docking protein 1-like. The transcript is spliced from 7 exons. Gene Ontology annotation, cellular component: cytoplasm. Bases 1 to 1650 code for a protein of 549 amino acids. NCBI's taxonomy places the organism in Eukaryota, Metazoa, Chordata, Actinopteri, Lampriformes, Lampridae. Gene Ontology annotation, biological process: cell surface receptor protein tyrosine kinase signaling pathway; positive regulation of MAPK cascade. The record is from RefSeq and is a predicted model, not a curated record.